GGGAAAAGAAAACUUUCUUUGUCGGAGGCUUCCUGGAAGCUUCUGUGUUGGAUCGGAUGGAGGCGCGUGGAAUAUGAAAUAAACCCCCAACAUGGUGCUGAUGACCGAGCAGGCGGACCGACCUGUGACCCCCCUCCCCGCCCCGGAGCAGCUCUCCGGCAGGGACUCCCGAGGGAACCGGUCGGAGGCGGAUCCCGGCGGGGAGAGGAGACGCAGGCGGCGGGGGGGCUCACCUGGAGGCCUCCAGCUGUGUCUGGACACGGAGGCGGACCCCUCGGAGGGCCACAGGAAACCAGCCGGCAUGAGACCCAAAGCGGCCGAGCGGCCGUCUCCGCUGCCGAGUCCGAAGGUCGAGAGGAAGAAAUCCCAGCACACUCACCUAUCCAAGACAAACGGCCAGUAUCACAAGUUGUUCAAGGAGGUCAGAAGAGAGGAGCUCCUUAAGCAAAGCUACACCUGCGCCCUGCAGAGAGACAUCUUGUACCAGGGAAAAAUGUUCGUCUCCGACAACUGGAUCUGCUUCCACUCCAAAGUCUUCGGCAGAGAUACCAAGAUUUCCAUCCCGGCGGCGUCCGUGACCUUCAUCAAGAAAACGAAAACGGCGCUGUUGGUGCCGAACGCGCUGGUGAUCGAAACAAUAAGUGAUCAGCAUGUGUUUGUUUCCUUUCUCUCACGAAACAACACCUACAAACUCCUCAACUCCAUCUGCAUUCAUCUGGACGUGGACAAGACUUGUAGCAGCUCCUUUAUUUCCUCCUGUGAGAACAGCUUCCGGGGGAAAUGCCCCACGUCGCUUCCUCUGGACUUUUCUGCAGACUUCUCCCGCCUGGGUGGAGUGGUGCAGCAGAGGCGACAGGAGAUGAUGGAGAGCAGCAGCUCCGGCUCCCAGACUCCAGAUUAUGACAAAAUAUCUGCGCGUCGGGCUCGGGGCGCCGCAGUCACAGGGUUCUCAUUCUGUGCGUUUCGGGCAGACUUCCCGGACGCGUUUCUGAGUGCAGUGAAGGGCGCCGAGGUGUCGGUCCACGCCGACGUUCACCGUCAGACGCCGAGCCAAAACCACGGAGCCGCCCUGAAGAACGGGUCCACGAAGCUCAAAGACAAACCCUUGCAGCCAGCGUCCCUGCAGGCCGUCCUCCUCCUCUAUUUGUUUCUGGUCGCUGUCCUCGUCCUGUCCUCCUGCUACAUGGCCUUCAAGAUCGUGGCUCUGGAGCAUCGGCUGAACUCCCUGGUCUCCGUGGGCCGACACGUCCGCGCCGCGGACGCGGUGAGCCAGCGGCCUCCGGAGGACGUGAGCGCUGAGAUCUACGGAGAGCUGUCCUCCAACUUGUUCAAGCUAGAAAAGAUUCAAAGAAACCUGCGGAAGCUACUUGAAGAGACUUGAAAGAAGACGCGUGUCCGUCCGGACGGAAGCUUUUCUUUCCUAAUAGAGAUGUUGGUUUAUCACUGAAGAUCAGCAGAGAUCACGCUUGGUGACAGAUUGGUUGCCGGCCGGGUGAUUUUAGAAAGCCUUUUUUAAAACAGAUUGAACUUUGUGCAAUAAUAACUUCUUUCCUCGUUCCACUCAGGACUAUUUUAUUACUUUUUAAAAACACAAUGCCGUGCACGAGCGUAAACUGGGUCCACGCCUUAGUGAGGAGAACCUCUAGGCAUGUGUGCAGUAUUUAUCUGGGAACUUUUUAUUUUAGAUUUCACAACGGUGUUUCUUUUUUUUAAGGUCCAAAGGUCAUAUUUCCAUGUUUUCCAAACAUGUCUUAAAAGGUCAAUUCUAUUAUAUUUAUAUCAUGUGUAAAAAUCACUCCGAUAUGUAGAUGGUAGCACAACAUCUUUGAAUGACAUUUCAAGGCGACUUCCUGUUACAGUGUGUUGUACCAGAAAAUAGAAAGUGAGCUGCUUGUGUUUCUUAGGUGAAACGUGUGAUUUUUUUUUGUUGUUUUAAAUGUGUGUGUUUUUUUUUAAACCAUGUACCUUGUAGUUUGAUCCUCUUAAUUUCAGAGCUUCUCAGUUCUAGUUUAAAAUGCAUUGUCCUGUGCUUUUCAACAGAAACUUAGAUCCUUCUUGCUGUCGAGUGUGUAGCAAUAGACCUCUCAAUCAUUCCGGGAGCAAGGGAGAGAAAAAAAAGGAUUGUGCUUCGUUUACAUUUAGAUCACAGACCGCCUUUAACUGUUUUCAAUAAACGUCUGUGAUACGCUU
Messenger RNA from Pungitius pungitius (ninespine stickleback), 2190 nucleotides. Its product is annotated as GRAM domain-containing protein 2B-like. The record is from RefSeq and is a predicted model, not a curated record. The transcript has 14 exons. Bases 92 to 1381 code for a protein of 429 amino acids. Gene Ontology annotation, cellular component: cytoplasmic microtubule. Lineage: Eukaryota; Metazoa; Chordata; Actinopteri; Perciformes; Gasterosteidae.